Molecule: messenger RNA, 6471 nt
Organism: Capsicum annuum
Lineage: Eukaryota; Viridiplantae; Streptophyta; Magnoliopsida; Solanales; Solanaceae
Exons: 4
Coding region: 4278-5225 (315 amino acids)
Biological process (GO): telomere maintenance; DNA repair
Molecular function (GO): DNA helicase activity
Source: RefSeq, a predicted model, not a curated record
UUACUGCUGGAUGUGGUGCCUACCCGAUAAGCAACACUGUCAAUGAACACCCAUCUGCUUCACUUCGCCCUGUCAAAAAAGUCCGGGAUGUUGAACCCACCUAUAGCCAGCAAAAGCUACAGAUAUCCUUGAAUAACAACUACGGUCAGAAUGAAGUGGAAGAUUCCAAGGAGAUUAUUGGAUUGCCAAGCGACGAGUUUGCAGAUAAAGUUCCUGAGUGUGGACGCCUGAUGUUACAUUGUUCCGAACUGAAGACUAUCCACAUGUUGAACAUGCAUAGCAGUAUGAUGUACGAAGCACCCUUGUUCCUGUAAUCGAACAAGGUAGUCGUGAACAAACAAAAGAUGAAGUAUCACUUGGAGGUUGAAAGUGUGCGGGAAGCCCUUAAGUUGCAACAAUAGUACGCAAACUUCCUACUUCUGUUGUUGUGCGGCUGUCCACUUACAAGAUACGAUAAUGUGGCGAGCAUUGGGACUGAUGAAGCCUUCUUCCACAGUGUUCUCAAUAAAUGACAAUAAUGAAUUGUAAUAUCCAUCUACAUUCAUCAAUCCUACUGGCUUAUCAUGGAUAGUAAGUUGUGCCCAACUAAUUACUUCAAAUAGCUCAUCAAGUGUGCCAUAACCACAACCACCUGGUAAAGCUUUUAGGAAUAAAAGCAUCAGAGUGUAGCCAUUUCUGCUUUUCUUUGAUGCAUAUCUGCAACUACCUUCCGUUGUCCAACUGUUUCACCAGUUAACUCUGUACGCGUGAGUGUCUUGGGUAUAACCCCAAUAACAUGCCUAUUACCAUCAUGAACUGUUUGUGAAACCAAACCCAUUAGGCCUAUGCUACCUCCUCCAUAGACCAAAUCAAUAUUUUUUUAAACCAGUUCUUUGCCUAACUCAAUAGCAGCAUUUUGAUAACUACUUUUCUUCCCUACACUGCUCCCAUAAAACACACAAAUUCUCUUGAAUUUUGACAGCAUAAUACCACUUUCUAUAUCCAUUUUAGUUUUUUCUACUUUUUCUUCUGUAAUAAGCCUGCGCGUUACUUAAAAAUUGUGUGGAGAAUAAUUUGAAAGUGUAGGAUAUUUAUAGAAAUUUGACCAUUUGGCCAUUUAAGGCUCCUAACGGUCAUAUAUACGUUAGGCCCAACGGCUAUUUUUCAAUUAAAUCUGAUUUAAAAAAAAUAAAAAUUUAAAAAUAAUAUCAACCACAGCUAUACUUCUUAAAACCCCAAAUUGAAUACUUUGAAACUGAACUUACAAUUUGAAGGAAAUAAAAAUAAAUGGACCAACUAAUUAAAAAGCGGAAAAAAAAAUGAGGAAAAGAUAUAGCACAAUGAUUACACAUAAUUUAAUACAAAUAAUCUGUAGUCUAUCUUGGAAUAUGAAAAACAAAAGAAAUUUGUGAUUUUGAUAUACUUUUUCUCUAUUCAGUAUAUUUUGUUUUGGUUCUUUUGAUGUUUGCUGUUGUGAAAUUUUUCUGAGCGUUUUCAUACGUUUGCUUAUAGAAACAUUGAUUAAAAGAAUGUUAAUAGUCUUCAAAUCUAAAUUAUUUUGCCUGUUUUGCAGUUGUAAUAAUUGUACACUACUCCUUACUUUCGCUGCUGUGCAGUUUUCCAUUUUCAGUGCCUUAAAAAAAGAGACUAUAAAACCAUUGUGAAGUCAAAUGUCUCAAAUAAAAAGAACGAUGACUAAUACUCAAAUGGAGAAAAAUCAUCGUCGUCGUGUUGCUUAUAAAGAAAUGUCAUCUGAACAAAAAAAGGUACUUCUUGAACAACGAAGACUACAACAUGCUGCCAAAAAACAACCUACAACAAAAAAUACUAUUCCUAGCACUUCUAAUUCAUCAUCUCCUUCUUCAAAGACACACACAAAUAGGUUGUUGGAAUAUCAACCAAUUACCUUGUUCUUCUACUAUUUUAAAAAAUGUUUCAAAUUGUAAAUUCUGUGCAUGCAAAAGGUUUCAAUAUGAAACUCCCAACUUUCUAUUGUAACAAUGGUUCAAUAAAAUUGGUUUCACACCAACUACCUCCUGCAUUAAAGCAUCUUUAUUAUGACCAAUCUGAACAAUCUAAACAUUUCCGUACUUUCAUUCGAACAUACAAUAACAUGUUUGCCUUCACUUCACUUGGUGUAUAAUAUGAUAAACAGUUGGCAAAUAUGACUAAAGGUGUUUACACAUUUAAGGUACAAGGACAAAUGUAUCAUUUUUUACCUAGCCUUACUACGGGAAAUAAUAGAGCCAAAAAUUUGUAACUUUAUUUCUAUGACAAUGAGAAUGAAAGAGUAAAUAAAAUGGCUUUCUCACAAAAGUUAGACAAAUCUGUUAUUAAAAACUUGGUGGAUAUUCUGCAAAUUAAUCCAUACUCUUAAUUUUUGAAAUCUUUAACACAUUCCAGAUUUAUCUAAUUUCUAUAUUGCACUUUCUGUAUCGCACUUAAAUGUGAUUCGAUAUUGGAUCAACGAACAUAUAACUUACCCAAUGUAUCACAAGUAGCGGCUAUAUGGACUGAUGAAGAAUUGAAUAGUCCUAUUUCCACCCAUCAUAUUCGCGUUCACACACAUAGUAACAAUGACCAAUUGGUUCACUAUUGCUAUGGUUGUUACGACUCCUUACAAUACCCUUUAUUAUUACCAUAUGGUGAAAAUGGCUGGCACUGUGGUAUACAAAAAAUUUUGCAACCGAAUAACUCUUCUACAAAUUGUUCUUCUUGCAAACAUGAACAACUUCCUCUUAUCACAAACAUGUCUUCCAUUGAUGGAUACUUUAAUAUUGAAGAAGGAAUUUUACAGAAAACCCGACAAAAAAAAUAUUGUUUCUUGUCGUGAAUAUUAUUGCUACAAAUUGCAAAUUAGAGAUAAUGAAGAAAAUACCAUUUUACAUUCUGAAAGAUUAUUCCAACAAUAUUCAGUAGAUCAAUAUAUCAAACUCGAAACACAAAGAUUGGAUUUCUUGUUGCAUAACCAAGAUUUAUUUCGAACUGGAAUAUUAGUAGGAUUUAUUGAUCUAAAAAGACUCGGGGAAAGAGAAGUUUCAAAUAUUGGCCGAAAAACAUUCUUGCCUGCUACCUUUAUAGGGGCUCCAUGAGAUAUGAGACGUAGAUACAUGAAUGUCAUUGCAAUAGUACAACAUUUUGAAAAUUCAGAUAUCUUUUUAACAAUGACAUGUAAUCCUUCAUGGCCUGAAAUGGAACAUUUAUUGCUAACAACUGAUGAAAUACAAUAUAGACCUGAUUUAAUAAGUCGGGUAUUUAAAGCAAAAGUCGAAGAAUUAAAGUCAGAUAUUUUCAAAACAAAAAUAUUUGGAAAAGUUGUUGCUUAUAUGUAUACUAUAGAAUAUAGAAUUUCAAAAAAGAGGUCUUCCGCAUGCUCAUUUUCUUAUCAUACUCGAGGAUAAUUAUAAGCUAUUAACACCAGAGGCUUAUGACAAAAUUGUUUGUGCUGAAAUACCUAACAUUGACACAAAUGAAUAUUUACACUCUUUGAUGAUUAAACAUAUGAUGCAUGGUCCUUGCGGCAGUUUAAACCCUAACAAUUCAUGCAUGAAGAUAAAAGGAACUUGUAAAUUUAAAUACCCUAAAAAAUACGCAAAUCAAACAUCUAAAGGCGAAAAUUCAUACCUUAUUUAUAGAAGAAGAGAUACUGAAAAUUUGUAAAAGUUAGAACUCAAUAUCUUGACAAUUUAUGGGUCGUACCAUACAAUCCAUAUGUACUAACUAAAUUUAACUGCCACAUAAAUGUUGAAAUAUGUGUAGACAUUAAAGUCAUUAAGUAUAUCUACAAAUACAUUUGCAAAGGUCAUAAUAAAAUAUGCUUCAAUCUAAAAAGUAAUGAAACUAAUAUAGAAAUAGACGAAAUAAAAGAGUAUCGUACAGGUAGAUGGGUAUCAUCACCAGAAACUAUGUGGAGUAUGUUUGCCGUUCCUAUUAGUGAAAUGAAUUCAAAUAUUUAUCAGCUUCAACUACAUCUUCAAGAUCAACAAUUUAUCUCUUUCAAAACAACUACAAAAUUAAGUUCAAUUUUGAGCAAUACAGGAAAUCAAAGAACAUGCUAACAGAAUUUUUCAGAAUGAAUCAAACAAAUAAACACGCCAUAGAACUUAAUUUACUAUACAAAGAAUUUCCUCAACAUUUUGUUUGGUCAAUAAGUGAUAAGAUGUGGACACGUUGAAAACGAGGUUAUGCCAUUAGACGCAUUGUCAGCUGUCAUCCAACUGAAGGAGAAAGAUACUAUUUACGAUUACUACUAAUGAAUAUACGAUGUCCCAAAUCAUAUAAACAACUCAAAACUGUAAAUGGCAUAUGUUGGACAACAUUUAGAGAGUGCCGAAAAAAGAGGAUUGUUAGCUUCUGAUAAUAACUUAAUUGAAUGCUUAUCAGAAGCUACUACUUACCAAAUGCCAAGUAUCUUACGCCGCUUAUUUGCUACACUAUUAGUAUACUGCAAUCCUGCAAAUCCAAAAGAUUUAUGGCAAAAAUUUAAAGGACCAAUGUCUGAAGAAUUUACAAUUACGACAAAUAUACAAACAACGGACAUUCGUUAUAUAGUUUUGAACCACAUAAACACCAUAUUGCAUUCAAUGGGACGAAACAUAAAUGAAUUCAAGCUCAUAUCAAAAAAUUUUACACCAUUCACAUUUUCUUACAGAAUAACACAAGAAUCUAGAGACAUCUAUUUAGAAAAAAAUAUAGUAGUAACUGAAGAAGAUUUACUUCUAUAUAGGAAACUAAAUAAAGAACAACAUGUUGCUUACAAUGUCAUUCUUAAUAAAAUAUUCUCAAAUGAAACAGGCGUUUUUUAUAUUGAUGGACCAGGAGGAACUGGAAAAACUUUUUUAUAUUGUGCUUUACUAGCUACUGUAAGAUCCAAAGGACUUAUUGCUUUAGCUACAACAACUUCUGGGGUUGCAACUUCUGUUCUCCCAGGAGGACGAACUGCUCACUCACGCUUCAAACUUCCUAUCAACAUAAAUGAAAACUACAAUUGUAAUAUAAGUAAACAAAGCUCACUUGCUGCUUUAAUUCAAGAUACCAAGUUAAUAGUGUGGGGUGAAGUAUCAAUGGCAACGAAAAUUCUUGUCAAAACUUUUGACUUAUUGCUAAGAGAUCUUAUGAGUGUAAAUAUACCUUUUGGUGGAAAAGUUAUUGUUUUUAGAGGUGAUUUUCGACAAACACUACCAGUUUUAAAAAGUGAAACAAAAGAAGAUUUCAUUCGCGAAUGCUUACAAAACUCAAAUAUUUGAAAUUAUUUAGAAAGAUUUCAACUAACAGAAAACAUGCGUGCACGAGAAGAUCCUACAUUCUUUGAAUAUUUACUUAGAAUUGGGAAUGAAAAAGAACAAGUUAAUUGCCAUAACAAAAUUGAGAUUCCAGAUAACUUACUUAUCCCUUUUACAAAUGAAAAGGAAUCAUUAAACAAUUUAUUCGAAGCAAUCUACCCCGAUUUAAGCAUGAUCACGGUGGACACAUCUAACGUAACAUCACGUGUCAUCUUAACAACCAGAAAUGAUUUUGUAAAUGAUAUUAAUGAAAUGUUCAUUGAUCAAUUUCUUGGUACUGCUAUGACAUUCAUUGGUAUAGAUGAAACUGUAGAACCAAAAGAUCAAGCCGAGUUUGAAGAUUUUUUACAUACUUUAAAUCCUGCAGGACUACCUCCUUAUAAGUUAGUUUUAAAACAAAACUGCUCAGUUAUAUUACUACGAAAUUUAAAUCCUUCAGAAGAUUUAUGUAACGGCACUCGCUUAAUUUGUAUUGAUUUCAAAACUCAUAUUAUCAGUGCUAAAAUUGCAAGCGGAGAUUUCAAAGACAAACAUGUUUUCAUUCUCCGCAUACCUUUAUUAUCAUCAAAAGACGAAAAAUUGUCAAUCCAAUUCAAGAGAACACAAUUUUCCAUCCGAUUAUGUUUUGCUAUGACUAUAAAUAAAGUUCAAGGUCAAAUACUAGAUUUUGUUGGAAUUUAUUUACGUGAAGCUGUAUUUUCACAUGGUCAAUUUUAUGUUGCUUUAUCAAGAGCCAAAAGCUCAAACUGUGUAAAAAUAAUAAUACGACCAGCAAUAGCUGAUGAUCCUGAUGAUCAUUCCACUUACAAUAUUGUAUUUAGUGAAAUUAUUAACAAAGCAUUCUGUUAAAAAAAAAAAACUCAAUAAUUCCAUGUACAUUUCCUGCAUUUUUAUUUUAAUUAUUUGAGAAUCAUCAACUAACUCCUACUUUGCUCUUACAAAUGUCAACUAAAAUUUACUGCUAUUAUCCAAUGUUAACUCAUUAUUGAUGACUUUAAUAAGCCUCACACUUUUUAUUACCUGCAAUAAUAUUAAUGUAUGUGGUUUCUAACAAUUUGUUUAAUUAUACCAUUUACUUGCCUAAUAACUAUUAAUUGAAAAUACAAAUAAGCAAAAAAUAGGAAUCAUUGUUUUGUUCUCUACUUCCUCAACCAACAUUUAAUUAAUAUAUAUCAAAAUCUAUCUAAAAAAAGUAUGUAUUUUUUCUAUU